Messenger RNA from Lobosporangium transversale, 948 nucleotides. RefSeq lists its product as hypothetical. Lineage: Eukaryota; Fungi; Mortierellomycota; Mortierellomycetes; Mortierellales; Mortierellaceae. The coding region runs from base 66 to 875 and encodes 269 amino acids. The record is from RefSeq and is a predicted model, not a curated record. The transcript is spliced from 2 exons.
UUUUUUUUUUUUGUAUUCUCUAAGCAAGUUCUCACAUUUUCUCCCGAGUAACUUAUCUAUAAACGAUGGCAGUAUCCAACAGGAGUAUCAUCUUUCCUGUAGCUCUCUUGCUCUCAGCCCUGUUGUUGUUGGGCACCUAUCACCGAAAUAAUCUCCAGAAUGGCGUCGUCCAAACUGGUCAAAACGUACAAGCUGGUCAAAACGAUCAAAAUGAGAGACGUGCAGGCAAACCUCGUUACAUCUUCGUUGAUUUGGGCGCCAACCGUGCGGAUUCGCUCGAUGUCUUUUUGAAGAGACCAAAUACAAAGUUCAACUAUAACUUCCCUCGUCCAGAAUGGGCUAACUAUGAAGAUGCUGAAAUCUAUCUGUUUGAGGCCAAUCCCGUUUUCAACGAGCCUCUUGUAAAGGCGAAGCAACAUUAUGAUGACCUUGGUAUCAAGGUCAAUAUCUUUCCUUCGACUGUUGUUGAUGUUAGGGAUGGCAUCCGUACUUUCUACCUCGAUACUGUCAACGCUGCUCACGAUUACUGGGGUUCAUCUAUCUACGCUUCCCAUCCUGAUGCUGUUCGCUCACAGAGCAAAGGUACAGAUUUGACUGGGAUCAAUAUUUCUGGCUGGUUGCUCCGUAACACUCUUCCACGUGACUUUGUGGUCGUCAAGAUGGAUAUUGAAGGUGCUGAAUAUGAAGUGAUCCCACAUAUGGCUGACAUGGGCGUGUGGACUGUUGUUGAUCACUUGCUGGUCGAGUGGCAUGGUCCCAAUGUUGGAGGCGGUACUACUGAGGAGAUUCAGCUCAGAGGUGCUAGAGCUGACGCUGCAAAGAAUAAGUUGAUCGCCGAGGGUAUCAAUAUGCCUCAUUACGAUUCUGCUGCAUAAAAAAACCUAGACCAGGAAGCAAACUCAUGUAGUCUCCUCAGCAUACAAUGUUAUCCUGUAUAUUAAAAUAAUC